Hansenula anomala is the source of this 1848-nucleotide messenger RNA. RefSeq names its product Stb4p (gene STB4). The record is from RefSeq and is a predicted model, not a curated record. Gene Ontology annotation, molecular function: DNA-binding transcription factor activity, RNA polymerase II-specific; sequence-specific DNA binding; zinc ion binding. The transcript has a single exon. Gene Ontology annotation, biological process: positive regulation of transcription by RNA polymerase II; DNA-templated transcription. Gene Ontology annotation, cellular component: nucleus. NCBI's taxonomy places the organism in Eukaryota, Fungi, Ascomycota, Saccharomycetes, Phaffomycetales, Wickerhamomycetaceae. The annotation marks the transcript as partial.
GGCUCUAAUACUCGUCUAAGAGUGAAGAAAGCUUGUGAUCGUUGUAAGAGACAAAAGACAAAAUGUGAUGGAGAACAACCAUGUCUAACAUGUUCAAGACAUGGACAUAAAUGUGAAUAUACAAGUGUCGUACCGAUUACUACAAUAGUGGACAAAAAUAAGGAAAACAAACACAAUUUGAAAGUUCAUGGAGGGAAUGAUGAAGAAGGUUAUGUGCAAUACUUGGAAAACAGAAUACGUGAAUUGGAAAGUCAAGUCCAAGAUACAAACAACUUAACAAAAGAUGAAAUAUUUGACAAGAACUUCUAUACUUUCUCCAGAGAUAAGUAUCGUGUAAUGAGAAGGUAUCAAAACAUUUUACCCCAUGAGCUGGGAAGUGUUGUUUAUGAAAGCUUAGAUGAGAAAGAACGUAAAGGGUUGAUUGUCCCUAGAAUUCAGUUUUAUGGUUGGAAUAUGAAUGGUGGUCAUUAUUUGAAACAACGAAAAUUGCCGAGUUUUGUGAAGUUGAUUGAUUUGGUUAAUGAUUUAGAGCUAGGGAAUUGGCUGGUGGAUUUCUUUAUGGAGAAGAUAAAUCCACUCUUUGGAAUACUACAUGAAAGUGUCUUUAGGGAUCAAUAUGAAAACUAUUUGAGAAACAUGGAGGAUGGUGAUUCAAACCAAUCUACAACUAGACUCUUCACUUCAAUCUUAUAUCUUGUCUUUGCCAUUUCGCUAAGAUAUUCAGAGAAUCAUCCAGAUCUGCCAUUAAAUAUCAAAACCAAAGUUUAUCCAUCAUUAGAAGAGAAAUUAUUUGAUGAUGCAUAUGAGGUAGUUACGAAACUGAGUUUUGAAUGGCAAUCUUUUGAAUUGGUUCAAUCAUGGAUUCUUAUUACAUUAUACUUAAGAACUUGUCAUAGACAAAUAUCUUCAUAUACUUCAUUAGGGAUAGCGAUAAGGAUGUGCAAAGGUAUGGGGAUGAAUUUGAAUAGAAUACCAGCUGUUUUCCACAAGAAAGUAUAUGAGCAUGUCAAGAUUAAACGUAUUUUUUGGGUUGCUUAUGUCUGGGAUAGAAUAUUUGGGUUCCAAAGUGGUAAACAUUAUGAGUUACAUGAUGACAUCAUAAACAUGGAAAUACCUUCGUUAGAUGAUGAUACAUCUGAUGGAUGGUUGACGAAGCCUUCAUUGGCAAUGAUCCACUUAGCCAAGAUCUGUGGUGAUAUUCAACAAUUGAAUCUAAAGGGGAAAUUAACAGAUGAUAAAAUUGAGGAAAUUGAUCAAUUUUUGAAAAAUUGGAAAAAAUGGGUUGAUGAAUCAAUUAGCCCAAAAGAAUAUGACACCUUAUUGAUUGAUCAAAUCUACUUAACUUAUCAUGAUAUUAUGUUAAAUUUACACAAUAAAGUGCUGUUCAAAUUAUUAGAUAAAGAUAUUCAAAUUAAUAGUACAACACAAAUCCAAAUUUUGUUAUUCCAUUCAAAUGAGAUUUUAGAAGUUUUUGAAAAAAUUAAAUCGCAACAAUGCCUAUUGGUUCCUUGGUGGCUGAAUUUAGUUUUGUUGUUUAAUACCUCAUUGAUUGACAUCAUGUUGAUUAAUUCGGGGCUUUAUUUGAUUCAAUCGUAUUCAAAUUUAUCUAAAACCAUAGAAAUCUUGAGUUCAUUGAAAGAUAAAGUUGGGAUGGCAAAAGAAUGCUUAUGGGCCUUGAAAAUGUUGAAUCACAUGGUUAUUACAAGAUUUCAGAAAAGCAUUUCAUGUUUACAAGAUAUUGGUAUCGAUCAUGGAUCUGAAAAUGUAAACAAGAUCAAAUUCUUACAAUUUGGGAAAGUCAAUGAUGAGAACAAAGAGAAUAGUAAAAAAAGAAAGAUCCAAAAUGAC